UGCCUCACUGACUGUAUAUGUUCACUGAAGUCACAUGACCUACUAUGUCAACAUUGUUUCGUCACCUGGAGGAUGUCACUCGGCAGCAGACUUCCUUGUUGGCGCGGAGCUUAAAACUGAUUUGAAAUGGAAAGAUUCUUUCAAAGACUUAAAUUCCUGAUUGAAGACACCUCUGAUUUCAUCAAGGAGUGUGCUCCAUCUGAGUUCCACCCAUUUAUCAACACCUGCGUCCUAGACUCUCUCCUAGCUGCCUUCCAUACAGCUUAUAUCGUCUUUCCAAAUAUAGCAGAGCUUUUACACAGAAAUGACUUUUUCAGAGAAGUUAUUUCUUUGUUAAACCAAAAAAUGUAUAUAGAGGCUCGGAUUCUCUGUGUAAGUGAGUUGAAUCAUGAAAAAAGUGACCUUUUUGGCAACGUUAAAGAUUAUUUUCCACUGAUUGAUAAACUGGUGUGGCCAAAAAGCUCUCCAAACGAUUGUGAAAUAAUCAGGAAACUUAAUUGUUUUGGAAAUGUAUUUAUUCUGGGCGACCCGUCUGAUCCACCAUUAAUUCUGAUUCAUCGUCACGUUCCCAAUGUUCCGAGUAUUGCACUGCCACCCCACUUUGAUGAUGUAGAGAAGAAAAGGAUUUUUGCCAGUUUCUUUUUACUGAUUGGGAAAGAUAAGCACAUGACUAUGUGCUUCCAGUCCUCCGAAAGCACGUGGCAUUUAUAUGACAAUGAUCCAAAAAAGCCUUCAUUUCAACCUUUUGACCCUGACGAUUUUAAAAACUACAUGAUUUGUUUGGUGGGAUACGUCAACAUAACCCAAUUAGAAGAAUAUAAAGGUAUUCCCGAGACUGGAGAAGGAGCAGGUUUAUCAAAUCAGCAUGUUUGUCCAUCUCAACACUUCUACCAACAACAGUCGGUGGCAGACGUAGAAAUGGAAGAUCUAAGCUACUCUGUAUCUAUUCCUGAGACCGGGGAAGGAGUGGGACCAAGGCUGUUCAAUCAAAGCCGUCAAGAUGUUUACCCGAAUUUCAGCAACCAGAGUCAGCUAGUGGAAGAUGUAGAAAUGCUAUCCUGCAGCAGCUCUGAUUCAGAUUAACCCGUUUGAUAACACUUUUUAAUGUCACUCCACGAUGUGUUGAAAUUUUACUGAAAAAUUUACUUAUUUUCAUAAAUCUAAUCUAAAUCUAAUCUACUUUAAUCAUUAAAUCAAAAGAUCAUUAUUAAUUCCUAAAUGUAGUUAAGCCAAAUCAAAUCUAAUCCAUAAUCCAGAGGUCAUUUUCAUUAUAAUCUUUACUUACUUUGAUUUACAUAUAUUAAUAUCACUGAUCUUAAUCUGUGUUUAAGCAAUAUCAUUAUGGUAAUAGGGUAUUGUAAGUUUGCAAAUGAGUCAAAACAAUCAUGAGACAAAUAAGCAAUAGGAGAAGUAAGGAUGUCGGUAUAAAUAGAGGGGAUUUUUGUACAGGGGGUGCACUUGACCACAUCAGGCCUGUGCUGUGUAUUUGAUUACCAUUUUGGUGUAAUUUUUGUAAAGGAUUGUCUUGAUAACAAUAAAACUGGUUGCUUCUUCUCAACCAAGCCUGAAGAAAUUUCUAUUUUAUUUGUAUAGAUUCAGUGAAGUUUGUAAGUGUUUAGCAGUAAUAGGUAAUUGGAGAAGACUUCACAACCACCCUGUAGUGUGUCCAUUCAGAGGGGGACUGAGUUUCAACAGAUGUAGAAAUAUCUAUGAUCACAAGCAUAACUAAUACUAAUCUCUUUCUCUUUUUUGUUGAUUUACACAGGUUACACAAGCUUUUAGUUUUUUGAUGGCAUCUUCUCUUUGAAUGUGACUUCUGUUUAAUUCUUCUGCUAUAGGGGAUGGCUCUACAUGGACAGCCUGGAGACCCAUGGAGAUCCUUUCGCUUUACUGCUGUUGUAGCGGCCGGUUUUGCGCUCAGGUCCCUGGGACUGCUAUGGAUAGUACCACUUGGAUCCUAUGGCUUUACUGCUGUUAUAUAAAUCUAUAAUGAAUUCAGAAAUUAUUGAUUUAUAAACCCCAAAUGAGGAUGGGUUCCCUUUUGAGUCUGGUUCCUCUCAAGGUUUCUUCCUCAUAUCAUCUCAGGGAGUUUUUCCUUGCCACUGUCGCUGCCGGCUUGCUCAAUAGGGAUAGAUUUCGAGAUUAAUUUAAUUGUAAAACGCUUCAUAAUUUACUUCACUUGUACUGUUCAUAUAUUUUAAUUCAAUAAACCUUUGCU
This is a messenger RNA of Hemibagrus wyckioides, 2218 nucleotides long. RefSeq lists its product as uncharacterized. Lineage: Eukaryota; Metazoa; Chordata; Actinopteri; Siluriformes; Bagridae. Bases 127 to 1083 code for a protein of 318 amino acids. The transcript is spliced from 5 exons. The record is from RefSeq and is a predicted model, not a curated record.